AUGGCGGGCGGUAUUAUUAAACAGUCGAAUACUAGUAAUGCAGAUUAUCAAAGAGAGAUGGAAGGAGACAUGUCUGCAGCACUCAAACUCCAUGAACGCCUCGUGGCUUACACACAUCUUGUUGCUGGAGAUUCAGAGACCCGUUCCGGUGUGUGGUGCGAGCACUCGUACGCGCGCGCAAGGGACGGCGCCGGAGCGGGGGCGGGGGCGGUGGCGGAGGUGCGCGAGCUGCUCGUAGCCGCCCCUCCCCCCGCCUCCGCCGCGCCCCUCGACGUCGAGCGUGUACAGCGCGACGUCGCGGCGCCGCUGCCGGGCGACGACGCCGACGAAACGGAUCCAGAUGCCGACGCCGACGCCGACGACGAAGCGGGCGACUGGGAGGGGCGCGUGGGCGGGCAGGCGCCGAGCGCCGCGCACCGGCGACUCGCCGACGCCGCACUGGACGCUCUGCGGGAGAUGACGCUGGCGCGGCUGGCGGGCGCGGGGCGGGCGGCGGGCGCGACGCUGAGGCGGGAGCAGGCGCGCGUGGCGGCGCGGCGCCUCAGGCGGGCGCUGGCGCCGAUGUGGGCGGCGGGGGGCGCGCGCGCGGCGUCGUGGCUCCACAGCGCCCUCUGCGCCGCGUUGCCGCGACGCCAGCGCGCGUUGUACGACGAGGUGCUGGCGGAGCUGCGCCGCUCGGUGCCGCGGCUCGCCGAGCGCUUCACGCCGCACCUGCCGCCGGUGCCGCCCGACCCGCUGGAGCCGCCCGACGCCGAUCCGGCGGCGGCGCGGGGCGACGCGCUGCUGGUGUGGGUGGGGGCGGGCGGGGCGGCGGACGAGCGCUGGCUGCGGCGGCUGCGCGCUCUAGUUCCGACGCGCAGCUUGAGCGCCGAGCCGCCGGGGCUGGGGCGCGCGGCGCCGGACCGCUGGUGCGCCUCAGCUGCGGCCACCGCGCGCACGCGGCUGGCGGACGCGCUCGCCGACGCCGGCGCCGGGUCGAGGUUCGUGGUGCUGGGCGGCGUGGGGGCGGGGGCGGCGCUGUGCGCGGCUUUGGCGGCGGGAGGGGGCGGCGGCAGCGGGGGAGGGGGCGGCGGCGGUGGAGGGGGGGCGCAGGGGCCGAAGCCGCGCGCCCUCCUCCUACUGGCGCCGCCACUCCUCACCGCGGAGGGCGCGCGCGACGAGCCAGACGACGUGCUGCACGAGCUGCGGCUGCCGAUGCUGGUGGUGGCGGGCGGGGGCGGGGCGGCGUGCGGGAGGGGCGCCGCAGCGGCGCUAGCGUCCCGCCCGCCGCGGCGGCUGCUCGUCAUCGGGGGCGCCGACGACGCGCUGCGGCUGCCCUCCGCGCUGCGACGCCGCCUGCGGCUGCCGCAGCACGCGCUCGACGCCGCGAUCGCGGACGAAUGCGCGCGUUGGGUCCGGGAAGUGGCUCGAGGGAAACACGAGCGCUCAGCCAAUACUGAGCUGGCCAAAGGCCUCGGCUCUUCACAAGAAACGGAGACAGAGGAAGAUGAGUACGCGCACCUCUCAAUGACCACAUCCCGUCCCGCUGGGACGCGCGUGGUGACCCGCGUGAGUGGCGGCACGCCGCUGCCGCUGAGCGCUCCUCGCCGCGCCGAGCAGCUGGACGCGGCCGCCAUCCUGCAGCUGCCCAUCGUGUUCGCCGACGACGACCCGCCCGCCCUCGCGCCCCUCAGCUCGGCCCACGCCGCCCCGGCGCCCUCUAUGUCGAACGCAAGUACAGCUGACGGUUCGCUGACCGUGCGUAGCGGUGCGCGGCGCGGCAAGUUCACGCGUGUGAUCGUAGCGCGCCGCGGCAUGCCCCGCCCCUCGCUACGUGCUACGGCACGGCCCCCGCUACGAGGCGUGCACGCGCGCCACGUUCCUAGGACGCCCACCUCG
Messenger RNA from Iphiclides podalirius (scarce swallowtail), 1878 nucleotides. Lineage: Eukaryota; Metazoa; Arthropoda; Insecta; Lepidoptera; Papilionidae. The record is from the annotation of a GenBank genome assembly.